Messenger RNA from Paramacrobiotus metropolitanus, 3597 nucleotides. Its product is annotated as protein EFR3 homolog A-like. Gene Ontology annotation, cellular component: plasma membrane. The record is from RefSeq and is a predicted model, not a curated record. Lineage: Eukaryota; Metazoa; Tardigrada; Eutardigrada; Parachela; Macrobiotidae. Gene Ontology annotation, biological process: protein localization to plasma membrane. Bases 660 to 3260 code for a protein of 866 amino acids. The transcript is spliced from 10 exons.
GGCGGUAUCGCUGGAGCCUCGUUGCCCCUGUAGUCUCUACAUUACCUUUUUAAUAUGCACCCCUCUUUCACUUUUUCCUCUUUUUCCAGGAAAUUUUCGUUGCAUCACAUUUAUAGCCAAAAGCCCAACUUAAAUUAGUGGGCCGGGGACUAAUUUUAAUAAGUAGUCAGAAAGUGAUUGUUUCCGGUUGAACAAAAUUCGGAAGCAUUUACAGCUAUCUCUGUACGGUGUGUUGAGUUCUUUUCGAUUUGAUUUACAUUUCAUCCGAUCCGCGGCUUUGCAAAGCUAUUCAAGGAUUAUGUUUCGUUUGUUUUAAUCCAGUUCUAACCUAAAAAGCCUUCUCGCAUAUCGGUUUCGACUGUAUUUUUAAUGUGCAGUGUAUCUUUACUGUUCUUUGCACUUGAUACAUCAUCGUAUGGUAGAUUGAAUGCCUAAUAUUGAUUUACUUCGGAUGUUGGACCGGAAUGUGCGGCGCACCGGAUUGCAGCUUCGGUGAUUACACAACUCCAUAAUCUUCCCUCCGUAAUUAUUGAAAAACCCGGGGAAUCGAAUUAGCAGUACGCGAAAACAGAGUUUGUCCUGGGAAUCUUGCUGCGCUGAGUUCGCAUCCGCGCUUGAAAUUCUGGAACUGAAAGUACACACAAAGAAAAUCAAGAAAAAUGGGUGGUGUCAGCUCUGACUGUUGCGGGAAAUGCAAACCGAAGUAUAAGCGACUGGUGGAUGACAUUUAUCCAGCUACGGCCGAGGAGGGAAUCAACAGAUCUCAGCUGGAUAAGCUGGUAUUUUAUUCCCUGUCUCACCCGGAGAAGCUGGAUAAAAUCGGCAAAUAUUUAUUAUUUUGUCUUGAGUAUUACAUAUACCGGAAGCGAUCAGAGUUUAGUAGAAUAACAAUGGAAGCGAUGGAUUCUUUACUGUCAUCCUGCAAAUCCUCUGAUCAGCAUACGCGACUAAAUCUGUUCGUUGGUUCCUUUUUGAAAAUGAAUCUGUUACUACUGGAAUGUCAGGAUGUGACGUUGCAAGUGUAUGCCGUGCAGUCAUUUGUUAAAUUUGCCGACAUUCCGGAAGAUAUCCCUUCGUAUCAUCGGAGUUACGAUCAGUUUGUGGAUAAAUUUAGCAUGAUGUGUCACAACGGCGAUUCUAAUCCGUCUACAAGAAAGGCCAUUCGUAAAGCCGGCAUGAUGGGAAUUCGUGGUAUUAUUCGGAAAACCGUGUCAGAUGAUUUGCAAGUGAACAUCUGGGAACAGGUUCAUAUGGAUAAAAUUGUACCAUCUUUGAUCUUCAAUAUGCAACAGACAGAAGAUAAAACCAGAGGGAUUUCGGAAGAAUCCAACGGAAUCGAUGGUAUUCCUACAAUGGAUGUUCAGGAACUGGAAUCUUAUGCUAAAAGCAUUCUUCAGGAAAUCUGUGGCCGCACGAUGUUUGCCAAUAUUAAAGCCGUUAUGAGCCCAGCUUUGAAACAUCUCGAUAACAAUAAUUUGUGGGUGCCGGGUGAAUUCGCUAUUUUCAUUAUCAAGACCAUUUGCUACGCUAUUCCCAAUCAGUACGCCUAUAAAGCCGUACAGAUUAUUGUGGGGCAUUUGGAUAACCAUGCCCAGAGUCCACCGGAAAUUAAAACAACCAUUGCGCGCUGUUUGGCCGAAACCGUGGACAUUGCCACGUCGGUUGGCCCGGCAGUUUUUGAAGUCUUCAGUGCUUUGCUGCGACAUCUCAAAGUGUCCGUUGACCGUCAAAUCAAGGCAGCAGCUGUAGAUCCCGGCGAGCAGGCUUACCAGGAAGCCCUGGUGGUUACAAUUGGUGAAUUUGCUACCAAUUUGCCGGACUAUCAAAAGAUAGAAAUUAUGCGAUUCAUCAUGGAUAAAGUAGUUGUUCGCGGGGGUGACGAUCAUGUCAGCGCCACUUGGUUACCGUUGCUGUUGUUGCGCAGUCUUUUGAAGGUGGCUACCAAAUACAUCCCCGUACAGAUGACCACUACGUUUCCCAUUGCAUUUCUGGAUCUACUUAUGAAAGGCUCGUUGUCUCCAUCAGCAGAAGUGCGCAUUCUGGUUCAUAACAUCUUUCAUACUCUGGUGGACCGGCAUGCGAAUCUUACCAGACUGCUGGAGGGAUCGGAUGUUUUACCUUGUCGUCUAGAUUUAACACUACAAGAUCCACCUUCUGCUGAGGACAUUAAUUUUGCCAAGAAUAAUGUUAAGCGCUUGUUGUUGUGCAUGUUUGAGAAUAUUGACCGUUCUGACAACACCGGGAGUUCUUACAAGGCGAUUAAUAUCACCAUCAUAUUAUUGAUAUUGGAGCUGGGAAAAGUCCACGAAGAUGUUAUUUUGGAGUUCAUCCGUUUCCUCUUUGGUGUGCAAGACCUGGCGGUGAACUCCCCGGAUUUAUCAACAUUACAGAGGAACUCCGCAUACGGAAUUAGCGCUAACGGGAUGAGUUUAAUUCCCAGAUUUAUUAACGCACCUCGAUUCGCUGCGCAUAUUGAACAGAUUCUGUCAGAACGGGAAAAAAGUUUCCACUUGACGUUAGCGCCUGCUUGUUUUGCUCAACGAUCGAUCUCCAUGCUUACUGCUAAUCAGACGCCUUUGAAAUCAUUUUCCCGAAGCCCGUCGAAAACGUCAACUCCGGCUACACCGAUAGCGAAGGCUUCGGCGACCGAUCCACCAUUAUUCCGCUUGGAAGUUCUGCUGGAAGAUAUUUCUAAUGAUCCGAAUUUACGGCUGGAUGUUUCGCGGUUGGAAACCAAAUAUAACGCACUGCAGUCUGAGUUUGCAAAACAAGAAAUGAUGGACGGAAAGAGCUUAUCUAGUCGCAGCCAGUCUAUGAUUGAGGACGAGAAUGAACCAGCGGAAAUUGAGGCUUGGACCAAACUACCCGCGGAUCGCGAGCGUGCCGACAGAGACGAGGACAUUAGCGUUGACGCUUUUAGGCGGAUUCUUCAUGACUCUGGAGAUGCUAGAAGAGCUAGCUUAACAGAACGGUCUAAAAAGUUGAACGACAUGUGCAAAAUUGCUCCCUUCAAAGAGUUGAUUAGUUACCAAGAGAAAAUGGAUAGCCGUUUAUCGUUGACCGUAUUGAAAAUUUUGCGAACUCCACCCGAAAGCAGUUCGGAAUCGUCUUCGCAAGCCAGUUUUGACAUGUACGACGAUAAAGAGCCCACUAUCGGUGAGAAAUUCGAAAUGAAAGUGAAACGCAAUCAUGGAUUGCGGAAAUUGAGCAGUCCGCAGAUUUUUGAUCUGCCAAAUAACGAUCUCAUACAUGUGAAGUGAAUGGUCGGCCUGGGUUGAACGCCGAAGUGUUUUUUUUUGUUGCUUUUGUCCUUUUGCCGUUUUGUGUCUUCUUUUGGAGUUUUGUGUUUGAAGAUUCCAUGACAGUGACUAUGGUUUUGCUAGUCAGAAUGCAAAGUGAUUUGGGUAUAAUUCAGUCUAGGCUGAGCAUUUAUUGAUAGCUUUGGCAUUUUUGUGUUAGUAUUCGCCACUGUGCAGCUUUUGGCCUGUGUCUGUAUUCUGAAACUUUUUGACGUAUGUAUUUUUUCCGAUCGAGGAAUCAGUGAACACAAGUAUGUAUGUAGUUUGCUGCAGGAAUCUGCAUUAAAUUUUGUUCUGU